AUGGAACCUGUCCCAGAAACCGAGAGGAUGGAGGCAUUCAGAGCCUCUCCCGUUCCUUCUCUAAGAUUACAAGAAUCUUCUAUCUACGAAAAUGGAAUCAGCGACCGAGAGCCCCCCUUCAAACCACCUAUCAUUCGCAGAACUACGGAUCCGACACCUCCUUCCCCCGGAUCUCCAGUAUUUUCAUCCCCAUUGAUCCCAUACCGACCUCGAAAUACGUCUCCAUAUUCUCGAGGGCAUUUCAGGUCAAAGUCUACGACGAGUGCUCUUGCUCCGCCAAUGUCUCGAGCUCAGUCUAUGCCGGCGUUUAAUGGAGCAGGCCAUUUACUCAUUUCGCCACAGCGUCCUUCGAGCCCUCUCGGAUCUCCAAGCCGUGUGCGUACACCGAGAAAACCAGUCGAGGAUGUAUUUCCAGGUUUACCAAACCGUAGUCUAAGGGACAUCAGCGAGAUGGGAGGGGACUCAUCAGCAGAAAACACCCCAAGAGCCACAGAUCGAAGCAGUUCCCCGAUUCUAGGGUUACCACCGGCAGCCAGCUUCCCCAGAACUCGUCGCCCUUCGUCUCCCCUUCGAUACCUUACUCAGCAGAAUACUACAACGAAUGUUACGACUCCCACAACCCCUUUAUCCAUUACCUCCUCUCCUUCAUACCCGUCCUCGAGAUCCAAUGAUAAUUUCCUUGGCACAAGCACCUAUUCUGGAUCUUUCAGCUACCCUGCUUCCUUUUCCUCGUCCUCUGUACCCUCUACGCCAACAUCUCUUAGAUCUCGAAGCCCCAGCAUAUCCAGUCUGGAGACCAUACCAGAUUCCCCUGAUGCAGAAGAGGCAGCUUUGGAAGCAGAGCGGAUUGCACAGCUUAAAGCCGCGGCUGAUGCAGCAGACGCUAGUGAAGCAGGAAAGACGGAUGGGCAACUCGAGAGCGUAGGUGGGCGAGGAAGGACAUUAGGAGUAGGAUUUGGUGCACGAGAUAAGCGUAAACGAUGGAGUGUAUGUGGAGCAGAGAGACGCGGAGAUUUGAAUUUGGACACCAUCUGGGAGGACUAA
Messenger RNA from Lachnellula hyalina, 1044 nucleotides. RefSeq lists its product as uncharacterized. Bases 1 to 1044 code for a protein of 347 amino acids. NCBI's taxonomy places the organism in Eukaryota, Fungi, Ascomycota, Leotiomycetes, Helotiales, Lachnaceae. The transcript has a single exon. The record is from RefSeq and is a predicted model, not a curated record.